Messenger RNA from Acipenser ruthenus (sterlet), 2609 nucleotides. It is a transcript of the gene rmp24, whose product is annotated as chromosome 4 C18orf21 homolog. The record is from RefSeq and is a predicted model, not a curated record. The transcript has 6 exons. NCBI's taxonomy places the organism in Eukaryota, Metazoa, Chordata, Actinopteri, Acipenseriformes, Acipenseridae. The coding region runs from base 298 to 975 and encodes 225 amino acids.
AACUGCACAUCGUUGAUGUAUUUGUUGGUGAGGAUGGACGGAUCGAGAUGUGCAGCGGCUGUAGGUUUAAUGGAAAUAAUAAAUUCUCUUUCGGAUGCUGUAAGGGGAGAGCAACCGCGGCAAAUAAUCCACACAGCAGUGUAAAUGUUGAACUAAGCAGGUUUGGUCCGCACCACUUCAAUCCCAGGAUUCCUUGCAACAUUCACAAAGUGAAGCAGUGUGGGUAUUUUUUUAUUUAUUUUUCUCAGAUCGUAGGCACGCAGUUUUAUCUGCUGUUUUCUCUGCAGGGCCAAAAGCAUGGCUGAAGAAGAAAAAGAGAAAAAACUACGUUUUUUGAAAAAUUCCGCCUUUCAUUUUCAAGAUAGUUGCUCGGAACAAGCACGGUUUCUUAUGUGGACACAUCAAUCCAUAGCGGAUACAAAAUAUAAAGAAGAGAGAGUUUGCCCAUAUUGUUUCCAAUGCCGCCUUCCUGAAAACCAUAGAGUGAGAUUCAAACCGAAAAGAAGACUAACACCGCAAGUACAGAGGGUGCUGAACAGAGAGGCAGCCAAUAGGACACUCAGCCUCAAGCAAGUAAAGAUCUUGCAGAAGUAUAAGAACUCAACUAGCACAAUGUUGGUCACCUGUUACAGCUGUAACAAGACUUCAAGACACAGUGGGGUCAAAAGAGACUUCUUAGCUGCAUUUUCACACAAUCCCAACACACCAAACAGUUGUGGUAAACACAGAGAUGCAGCAAGGACACCGAAAUCCGCUGGAAAAGGAAGUGCGUCUCACAUAAAGUCUGGGGCAAAAGGAAAAAGCCCUGCCACAACCCCAAGAUCCACGUCAUCUAGGCCUGCUACGCCAUCUCCUAGUACUAAGCCCAUCAGUGUCAAGAAAUCCCCCUUUUCUCAUCUAAAGAUGCUCUUGAACCGUGAACAGAAACAGAGCAGCAAAAAGGGCGGCCUUCAAGACUUCCUCUGUUCGCUUUGAACAGUUAGAUUUUGAACAGUUUGAAGUUAUGUGCAGGCAAGAUGUUUGGCCUGGAUUCUGUUAAAUGAUUUGCUGAGAGCAAAGUUAUGAUGCUCAGUUCAUACAGGGGGUUGGUCAUCUGUCAAAAAAUGUAAUACCAAACAUAUUGCAAAAUAACCUCAUUGCGUUGAUUGCGUUGCACAUUUGCAGUUUUAUCUUUUGUUGGGGCAUUAAUCUUCGCUGGGCUCUCCAGGUGUCCCUUGAGAUGGUUUUCUGUUGUUUUUUUUAAGGGGGUUGGGGAUGGAAAUGGAAACAUCAAAACAAACCAUAUUUGUUGCUGAAACACUGAGGUGAACAUUUAAAAAUUGUUAAGGGAGAGUUAUUUGUUAAGGUCAGUGAUAUGUAACUUACCAUUUGAUUUAUUGUUAUUAUUAUUUAUGUAUUUUUCAAACAAAGCCCAAGACCCCAGUAUUCACAGAACUUUAAAGACUGUCUUUAGAAAUUAUUUUUGAAGGUGUUUUUUUUUUUUUUUUUUUUUUUAAGAAUAUUUGUUGUGGGGUUUGAAAUUUUGGAAUAAACAACAAAACACUUUCUAAAAAGCUUUAAUGAGCUUACAUUCCUUAAAACAGUCAAACGUUUGUGAAUAUGGCCCUAUAUUUUUAAAAGGAUGUUGUGCUGAACAUGGCUUUGCCUUAUUAUUAAAAUAUAUAGUCAUUUCAUAUUUUAAUCCAUAUUUAUAUAAUUUCCUGGAACUACUCAGAUCCUUUGAAAUGUUUAUGUACAAUAUAAACAAUGUACUUGUCUAGCAGUGAACUUUAAAAACAUGGGGCUGCUCCCAGGCAGUUAUUCCAGGAAUUAUAGACUAGGCACUUAGAGAAGGUCUCUAGGACGGAGCACACUGACAAGUUAUUUUAUUUGUAUUUGUUGUAGCCACAGACUUGUGAGACAGUAAGUCAUAUAGCUGGUUUUAGCUCUGCUUAAAUGUUGAACUUAAUUUGCUGGUCCUGUGGAGAUGCAGUUUUGUAGCUGUUGGUUUCAAUGGUUAAAAAUUGUUUAAUACUUUUUUUUUCUUUAAAGGGUGUCGUUUGACUUUAAGAUUUGAUUUGUCACAUUUUUUGUACAACUACAGUAAUUCAUAAAUUGCUGGGUGACCAAAGAAAUACAAUAACAAAUAUGUGUGUUCUAUGCAUCUGAUGUACCUUAAAGCUUUUAUUUUAAAAUACUAAUUGUCUUCUUCAGUGACCUUUUCUUUUUUAUAUAUCUCUCUCAAAUAAAAAUAAGAAUUAUUUCUGAAUUCUUUUUUGGAUUUAUAAUAAUUUGGGUACAUUUAGGAAAUUGUCUUAUCGUGUUAUAUAUAUAUCUCAUGAAAUAAAUAAGUAAAUGUGUAAACCACCAUCAAAUGUAAAAUGAUUGUGGAAAUGUUCUCUUAUUGCUCAUGCAUUUGUUUUACUUUGCAUUCAAAUGAAUGUUGGAAUACUUUGUCAAAGUUAAUUUUCACCAUGACACAAGAGGCAUUGUGGUGAAACUAAUGGUUAUAUACUAAGAGCUAUGAUACCAUUCAUUUUUUAACACUUUUUGGAGAAAAUGUAUCUGAAUACAAAAUGUGCAAAUUUGCAGUAUCAUGGUUUAAAAAUAAAUGACAUUAUGAAACUGUA